Balaenoptera acutorostrata (minke whale) is the source of this 425-nucleotide messenger RNA. It is a transcript of the gene CORT, whose product is annotated as cortistatin. The record is from RefSeq and is a predicted model, not a curated record. Gene Ontology annotation, biological process: regulation of cell migration. Lineage: Eukaryota; Metazoa; Chordata; Mammalia; Artiodactyla; Balaenopteridae. The transcript is spliced from 2 exons. Gene Ontology annotation, molecular function: neuropeptide hormone activity. Gene Ontology annotation, cellular component: extracellular region.
GAUGAGCAGCCGCAGGGCUGGAGAGAAGUGCCGGUCAGCCUGCAGGAUGCUGCCGCCGCUCUGCCUCCUGCCGCCGCCGCUGCCCUCGGGGGCCGCCUCUGCCCUCCCCCUGGAGCGCGGCCUCGCCGGCCAGACACAUAUGCAGGAAGUGGCAGAAAUAAAGAAGAACAGCCUGUUGACUUUCCUUGCGUGGUGGUGUGAGUGGGCCUCCCAGGACAGGGCAGUGUCCUUUGUAGGAGGGGAAGCCAGGGAGGUGUCCAAACGGCAGUAAGUCCUGCCCCUCCAACAGUCCACGCGCCGAGAUAAAACGCCCUGCAAGAAUUUCUUCUGGAAGACCUUCUCCUCCUGCAAAUAAAACCGCACCCAUAAUUACUCAUGCAAAGAAGUGUAACGAUGGAUCUGAAUAAAAUGUAUUAAUCAGCCGU